CGCCGCAUUGUGUGAAGGAAAGAGGAGCGGAGCGGUUGUGUGGCCGGAUCGGAUGAGUGGCCUCGAGGGAUCGGGGAGGAAGGGUGGGGGAGAGGCCCGAAGAUAGCCGUUCCCCUCCGAGGGAGAGAAAAGGGGAGCCGACGGCUGUGGAAGAAUUGAGGCGGAGGGGCGGCGGAUCGGACAGCGAAGGGCUGCGCUGACAUUGAAACUGAGGAGAUAACGGCCGGGAAGCGGGGGGAGGGGUCAACGGCCGGGAGCACCGAUGUGCGAAGGAUGUUGAUCUGGGCUGAAAAGCUCCUGUCUUGGGACGGGUAGAGGUAGCUUCUGAGGAGGGCAGCAGAGGCGGGAAAACAGGCGCGUUCCGCUUUUCCCUCAAGGGGAAGGGGCUUGGGUGGGGGAGGGGCGUCCGUCGCCAUCAUGGCCUUCGCCAACUACAGCAGCCUGCAGCGCGCCCAGCUCACGUUCGAAUAUCUGCAUACCAACUCAACCACACAUGAAUUCUUGUUUGGAGCCCUUGCUGAGCUUGUAGAUAAUGCAAGAGACGCAAGUGCCACAAGGAUAGAUAUCUUUGCUGAGAAUCGUGAAGAUCUUCGAGGUGGAUUCAUGCUGUGCUUUUUGGACGAUGGAGCUGGAAUGGACCCAAAUGAUGCUGCAAGCGUUAUUCAGUUUGGCAAAUCCGCUAAACGGUCGCCAGAAUCCACACAGAUUGGACAAUACGGCAAUGGCUUAAAAUCAGGUUCCAUGCGGAUCGGCAAGGAUUUUAUCCUCUUUACGAAGAAGGAAAACACUAUGACGUGUCUCUUCUUGUCUCGCACGUUUCACGAAGAGGAAGGCAUUGAUGAGGUGAUUGUUCCGCUGCCUACCUGGAAUGCUCGCACCAGAGAGCCUUUGACAGAAAACAUGGAAAAGUUUUCCAUCGAGACUGAAUUGAUUUACAAGUAUUCUCCUUUCAAAUCGGAGCAGGAAGUGAUGCGACAGUUUGACAAGAUCUUUGGAGAGAAAGGGACUUUGGUGAUCGUCUUCAACCUCAAAUUGAUGGAUAACGGAGAACCUGAGCUAGAUGUGACCUCUGAUCCCCGAGAUAUCCAGAUGGCUGAAACUCCACCCGAGGGAACGAAGCCAGAACGCCGUUCUUUCCGCGCAUAUGCUGCUGUGCUCUACAUUGACCCCAGAAUGCGGAUCUUCAUCCAUGGUCACAAAGUACAAACUAAACGACUCUCCUGCUGCUUAUUCAAGCCUAGGAUGUACAAGUAUACAUCCAAGCGCUUCAAGACUCGAGCGGAGCAAGAGGUGAAGAAAGCGGAGCAUAUGGCUCGGAUUGUGGAAGAGAAGGCCCGGGAAGCAGAAAGCAAAGCCCGUGCUUUAGAGCUGCGGCUGGGAGGAGAUCUUUCUCGAGAGUCCAGGGUUAUGUUGCGCCAGGCUCAAGACUUAGCAAUCACCAUACGGAGAGAGGCAGAUGUUAAAAAGAGGAUCAGGGAGGCAAAACAGCGAGCGCUUAAAGAGCCCAAAGAACUGAACUUCAUUUUCGGUGUGAACAUAGAGCAGCGCCAUCUGGACGGGAUGUUUGUCUACAAUUGCAGUCGGUUGAUUAAGAUGUAUGAGAAGGUGGGCCCACAGCUGGAAGGUGGCAUGGCCUGCGGAGGAGUGGUUGGGGUAGUGGAUGUCCCCUACCUCGUUUUGGAACCGACGCACAACAAGCAGGAUUUUGCAGACGCAAAAGAAUAUCGGCACUUGUUAAAAGCAAUGGGAGAGUACUUGGCUCAGUAUUGGAAGGAUAUUGAGAUCGCUCAGAAAGGCAUUAGCAAGUUUUGGGAUGAUUUUGGCUACCUCUCUGCAAACUGGAACCAGCCGCCAUCAAACGAAUUGCGUUACAAAAGGCGGAGAGCCAUGGAGAUCCCAACUACUAUUCAGUGCGAUGUGUGUUUGAAAUGGCGGACGCUCCCAUUCCAGCUCAGCUCCGUGGAGCAAGAAUACCCAGAUACCUGGAUGUGUGCCAUGAACCCCGAUCCUGAGCAAGAUAGGUGUGACGCUCUUGAGCAGAAGCAGAAGGUUCCCCUGAGCUUCUUGAGAAAAGAAAAAACACAGGAAGAUAAGCAGAAAGAGCUGACGGAGAAAAUUCGCCAGCAGCAAGAGAAACUGGAGGCCUUGCAGAAAACUACCCCAGUGCGUUCUCAUGCUGACCUGAAGAAACUGCCUCUGGAGGUCACCACACAACCUAUGCUAGAGAACGCGGACCUGGGGGGCAAAUCCCAGCGGCCACGAUCUCCCCCGCUGCCAGAUGUGAUCAGGAAUGCUCCACGAAGGCCUCCGGUUCCUCCAUCUCCUUCCAGGCCCAUCAGCUCUCAGAAGAAGGGCCCCCCACCCCGAACCUCCAUCGGCUACCCCAGGGCACAGAACUUGGCGCACCAGGAAGAAUCCAACCUUUCCCGGUUACAGUAUCAUCUGGAAGCUCCUCGGAAAUGCUCCCCAUCCACCUUUGUAAGGCCUCUAUCCAGAUCUGCCUCUCUUGGAAGGAUGGCCCCCGAGACUGUUCAGGAUGCCCGGAGCCAGCUGAGAUCCCCCAGCCCCAAACACUUAAAGGUGCUGCCUCCGCCAAAGAAACCUGCCUUAAUCAAGGCUGCCCAGCUGCCGUUUGGAAGUGGGAAAAGAGACCUCGACCCGUUAAGACCGUAUGAUGCAAAUCUGUCCUCUCCGCAGGCUUCCAAUUCCCGGAAGAGAGGCAUUAGCACGUUGGAGGAUGAAAUGGAGGAGGAGGUUGGACUGAGAAAAGAGAAAAGGAAAGCCGGCAAGCCUGUGACGGUGAAGGAAGAGAAGAAAGACUCGAGCGAGGUGGUCGUUGAACUGACAGACAGUGCUGGGGAAGAGGAAUUGGCACACAUGAAAAGAGCACAGAAAGACAAAGGGCAGCACGUGGAGGUACGAGUGAACAAGGAGUGGUACACAGGCCGAAUUACAGCCGUCGAGGUGGGCAAGCAGAUGGUCCGUUGGAAGGUGAAAUUUGAUUACGUCCCAACCGAUGUUACCCCAAGAGAUCGAUGGGUGGAGAGAGGCAGCGAGGAUGUGCGGCUGAUGAGGCCCCCGUCUCCAGAACACCAAAGCCCAGAUACGCAACAGCAGGAGGAGCCGCAGCAAGAAGAAGAGCAGCAGCAGCAGACGAAUGGUCCUUCUGAACCUUCUACCUCCAACUAUCCCCGAAUAGAGCCAGAUACCACUGGACCCGGUAACAGCCAAGAGAACGCGGACUUGUUAGCCCAGUCCCUACGGAAUUGCUUGCGUUAUUUCUUGCCCCCCAAUUUUCCCAUCUCCAAGAAGGAUUUGACUUCCAUGAGCUGCCAAGAGUUAGUGGCAUUCCCUUUGAAAGAGUACUUCAAACAAUACGAGGUGGGCCUGCAGAACCUGUGCAACUCCUAUCAGACCCGUGCAAACGGUCAGAUCCAAGCCUGCGAGGAGAAAGUUCACAUCCUGGAGGAGAAGGUCAGAGAGACAAAUGACAAGCUUCAGAAACUGAGGACAAACAUUGUUGCUCUACUCCAGAAAGUACAAGAAGAUAUCGAUUUCAAUUCAGAUGAUGAACUGGAUGCUUACAUCGAGGAUCUCAUUACCAGAGGAGAUUGACGAGCCCAGCUCCAGCUUCCGGGUGAAAUCAGAAAGGAACAGAGUUACUGUGUCCUUUGGGUCUCCGGUAGGUGUAGAGCAAGCAGCGCAGACGGAUGGACCAGAGCUCAAGCCAGAGUUUUUAAGAGACAUGUGUCCCUUGUACAAUAUGUCAGUGUAGAACACAUGCGUAUUUUUCUCUUUUAUAUAAUGAAAUUAGCCAUUGUACUGUUAAGGUUUCUAACCUUUUGUUUUUAAAUAUUUGUAAAAAAGAAAAACCAAACCAAAAAAAAAAAAAAACCCUUUUAAAAACUCCAAAAAUAUAACGGUUCACGGAACAAGUUUUA
Messenger RNA from Ahaetulla prasina, 3941 nucleotides. It is a transcript of the gene MORC2, whose product is annotated as MORC family CW-type zinc finger 2. The record is from RefSeq and is a predicted model, not a curated record. The transcript has 26 exons. Gene Ontology annotation, cellular component: nucleus. Gene Ontology annotation, molecular function: zinc ion binding. The coding region runs from base 418 to 3615 and encodes 1065 amino acids. Lineage: Eukaryota; Metazoa; Chordata; Lepidosauria; Squamata; Colubridae.